GGACCACGAGCUAUGGCGAGCGAGUCGAAGACCAACACGACCCUCGGGAAAGUCCGCGGGUUCCUCGGCGAGAUAUCCAUCGAGCCGAUUCUUUUUCUCUACUACAUUGGCCUGUAUUCUCGGUCGGUCGUGAGGGAGAACCUGAAGCUCGAUCGGUUCUGCCGGAUAACUCUGGGCUACGACGAGGAGGACUGCGCCUUGCUCAACGACGGUCAUCACGGGGACAUUCAGGCGGAGACGCAGAAGUUGGACAGCGUGUUCUACUUCUACGAGAAGGUGGUGUCGACGGUGGUUCCUCUGGUGCUCAUCUCCUUCACCGCCACGUGGAGCGACCGCCGCGGGAGGAAGGCGCUGAUCGUCCUCUCCUUCGUCGGGGAUCUUCUCUACAUCUUCAUCUACCUGCUGGAGUCCCUCUUCCCCUCGUGGCCUCCGCAGGUCCUCCUCCUCGCCUCCUUCCUGAAUAGCCUCGGCGGAGGAAUGAUGAUGCUCCUGAUGGCCUGCUACAGCUUCAUGGCGGACAAGACGAACGCCAAGACGCGCACGGUCCGCAUGACGAUCAUGAAUUCCAUCAUGCACAUGGGAGGCCCGAUUGGCACGGUCUUGGGGGCGUGGGUCUUCGCCGCCAAAGGCUAUGUUUGGGUCUUCGGUCUCGGGCUCGUGAUCAUCGUGGCGUGUCUCCUCCUUGUCAUCUUCGUGAUCAGAGAUAAAGACUCCAGUUCCGACAACAAGGAAGCCUCGAGCGACGUGGAUGUCAGGAAGGAAGCCCCAGGUCAUGCAAACGACACCAAGGAAGCCCCAGGUCAUGCGAACGACACCAAGGAAGCCCCAGGUCAUGCGAACGACACCAAGGAAGCCCCAGGUCAUGCAAACGACACCAAGGAAGCCCCAGGUGAUUCGAGCGAAGGAAAAACACCAGGGAGCCCCUGGGAUCCGAGGAAUAUCGUUGAUCUGUUUCGGGUUUGCUUCAGGCGCCGGCCCGGGCGAGGGCGGUCUCACCUCAUUGUCCUCAUGUUGAUAAUGUUGAGUCAGAUUAGCACGAUGCCCCACAACCUCUACCUGUGGACGCGUCGGGUGUACCUCUGGGACGAGAACCAAUACAGCUUGUACUCGACCGUCAACCAAGUGCUCGAACAGGCCAUGAGUCUCCUCGCGGCUCCUGUGCUGCACAAACUGGCCGUCCAUGACUGUUCAAUGGGAGCUGGGGUGGCGUUCAUCAUUUUCCUGAAGCUGCUCACGCUCGGCCUGACCACCUCCCCGUCCCAGUGGUGGGUCAUUUACCUCUUCGCCAUCAUGCCUUCCGGUAUUACUUCUGCUGCCAUCAGAGCUCUGAUGUCGAAGAUAUGCGACGCAGACGAGGUCGGGCGCAUCUUCUCCAUGUUGGCCAUCUUGGAGGUGUUGUGGCCGCUCGUCGACAGCGCCAUCUUCACCGCCGUCUACAGCUCCACCUUGGACUUCUACCCUUCGUACGAACACCUCGUCGGCGCCUUCUUCGGAUUCGUCCUCCUCACCGGGUUCCUUGGCCUCAGAUACUCGCUGGAACAAGUGAAGAAUCGGGCGGGUCGAAGGGCUGCUGAAGAGGGGCUGGCGGAGGAGGAGGGCGCCGUCAAGUCGUGUUGA
Messenger RNA from Penaeus vannamei (Pacific white shrimp), 1617 nucleotides. Its product is annotated as proton-coupled folate transporter. Gene Ontology annotation, molecular function: transmembrane transporter activity. Gene Ontology annotation, cellular component: membrane. Gene Ontology annotation, biological process: transmembrane transport. The record is from RefSeq and is a predicted model, not a curated record. Lineage: Eukaryota; Metazoa; Arthropoda; Malacostraca; Decapoda; Penaeidae.